Molecule: messenger RNA, 2873 nt
Organism: Rhagoletis zephyria (snowberry fruit fly)
Lineage: Eukaryota; Metazoa; Arthropoda; Insecta; Diptera; Tephritidae
Source: RefSeq, a predicted model, not a curated record
UAGUAUCGGAUUCCGGCACUGCUGCCGACAUCAUUGAUUUGCCAAACACUCCCGAAGCCGAGGGAGUUAGUACUCGUGCCUCAUCUGCCGCCCGCCAGGAAGCGAUGUUUAAGGCUAUGCAGAAACGCAUCGCCACGCUUGAACGCAGUCUGAAGGUUGCCCAACAGAAAAUAAGAGAACACGAGUUAGCAAACGAAGCCCAACGCGCAGAUGCGCAAAGCAUAUCCAGUGCACCCAGCGACAGUUCCGCCAACGAAUCUGCCUUGCCGUCAUCGAGCCUGCCAAUGACACAGUUCCAGCUUCUUCAUCCGCAAUCGCCGAUCGUAACGAGUGCUGCUACCAAUGUAGAUGCUGUGCAGCCGCUGUUGCCACCUCAUAACGCUACACGUUGCCCGAUGUAUACCGCCACUCGUGUCUCGCCGCCCAUUUACACAUCUUCAACAAAUGGUUCAGCUGUAACAACAGCAAAUGGUAUGUACCCCAGCUCGACUUUACCUCCGCACGACGCGUUUCUUAACAGUCUUUCGUCAACGGUGCCAAUUCCUGCUAACGUAGGCUCCGUAUCUGCGCAGUUUUCAACUCAGCCAAGAAAAUUGCAAGAUUUGCCGGAGUUUAGUGGGAAGCCGGAGGACUGGCCGAUAUUUUUUACUGCUUACACCGAGUCAACCGCUGUCUAUGGGUACAGCUGUUUUGAAAACAACUUACGCCUGCAGAAGAGCUUAAGGGGUGAGGCCCGAGAGGCUAUUAAAUCGCUGCUUAUCCACCCGAACAAUGUGGGCAAUAUCAUCGAGCAACUUAGGUUCCGAUACGGUCGCCCGGAACAAUUAAUUCGAAGCCAGCUAGCCCAUGUUCGAGAAAUUGCUCCGAUAUCGGAAAGCUCAGUGGUAAAGUUGAUACCAUUUGCGACGAAGAUUGCCAACAUUUGUGCAUUUUUACGUUCUGCGUGUGGCGGAGAGCAGCAUUUAGCGAAUCCAACGCUUCUUGAUGAGCUCGUUGGAAAGUUACCCAUGAGCAAGCGUAUCGAAUGGGCAGUUUUUGCAUCGUCUUUGCAGCCUUAUGCAACGGUUCAGCAUUUCAGCGAUUGGCUUACUAAACUUGCCAAUGUCAUCUGCACGGUUUACGACGGGGAAACAGCGAGAGACUCGAAGCGCCGGGUUGUGCUGCACGCUGCCGAAUCACAACGCCAUCCAACUUGCCCUAUUUGUCAGGGCCAACAUAAGCCAGCCGACUGUAGCCAGUUCAGCCAACUUACAGUGCCGAAGAGGUGGGAAGAAGUGAAGCGACGCCAUCUCUGUUUCUCAUGUCUCAACGCUGGACAUGGGUCGCGCAAUUGCCAAAGGCGCAAACCAUGUGCCACCGACGGGUGCAAACGGUUUCAUCAUAAAUUGUUGCACGAAAUUGAAAAAACUAUCGACGGGUCAUCAAACCAGUCAUUGCCGCCUCGAGAUCGCAACAGACGUGUUUCCAUUGCCGAUCCACGUAAAACGAUUAGCACGCAGACGCAGCCAGCGUCGCGUAUUCAGUCGCAAGGCGAUACGGGUGUAGCAGUCCUUAGUUGCAGUGCAAACGUUGCCGAUAGCAAGUUGUUAUUUCGGAUUCUGCCGGUCGUGCUGUAUGGGAACCAGAAGCGCGUUGAGACGUACGCCCUUUUUGAUGAAGGUUCGUCAAUAACAAUGCUUGACAACGCACUAAUUGAAGAGCUCGGGUUACGUGGCCGGACUGAACGCUUAAACCUACAGUGGUUCGGAGGACGUGCCACCCAAGAGCCAGCCGUGGUGGUAGACUUACUAGUGAGUGGUGCCAAUAUGCAAAAGAGACAUAAACUACGAAGGGUUUAUGGUGUUUCAAACCUGCAGCUACCUUCUCAGAGCCUGAGUAAAGCCGAUUUGCGUUGCCAUGAAAAACAUUUAAAUAAGCUGGCAGUUCAGCCAUACGCGCAAGUCAAGCCAAAGCUGUUAAUCGGACUCGACCACUGCCACCUUGGUUUGCCGUCAACCACAAUGCAGCUAAACAAGUGUGGGCCGUUUGCCGCGAAUACUGAGUUGGGAUGGGUUGUGUUUGGACCAACAACCAACUCUUAUCCGACAUUGCCAUCAUGUUUAUUCGUUAACUUGAGUGCUAAGAUACUCAUGCGGGAGGUGUGGAAGCAUGACAUCCGGUGGGACGAACCAUUGCCAAACAACGUAAACGCCGCAUGGGAAUGCUGGCGUAAGCAACUUUCAACGGUCGCCGAAUAUGUCGUUCCUCGGUACUAUUUUCUAAACGGCAAACCUAAAGCUCUGCAGCUCCAUGUCUUCGUCGACGCUAGCGAGGAUGCCUUUGCUGCGGUGGCCUACUGGAGGUCAACCAAUGCCGUCGGUGAGGUGGAAGUCGCAUUUAUCUCCGCAAAAACCAAAUGCGCGCCGAUGAAGUCUUUGACGGUGCCUCGAUUGGAGCUUCAGGCAGCCGUGCUGGGUACGCGUUUAAUGAGCUGCGUCCGGGAGGAACACUCCUUGGACAUUGAUGACUGCAUCAUUUGGAGUGACUCCAAAACGGUAAUCCAGUGGCUUCGCAGCGAACAUCGGCGCUAUAAGCCAUUUGUGCAGCAUCGGAUCGCCGAGAUAUUAGCCCCAACUACUACCGCAAAUUGGAGAUGGCUACCUACCGAGGACAAUGUCGCCGAUGAGGCCACUCGAGCUAAUAACUUUAUCGACUUCAGCUCAUCUGCACGUUGGACCUGCGGCCCACCAUUUUUGUUACGAGAAGAGCAGGCUUGGCCGUCAGAGGGCUUCACAUGCAAUCAUCAUGAGGAAGCGGACAAGGAACUUUGCCCUAAAUUCGCCCUUGCGAUCCAAACUGGUGAGGACGACAGCAUGGGUCCUGAGAUUCAUUGA